AUGUCAUUACCAGCACAUUUGCAGCAGACUUUCUCAUCAGAAGAGAUACAAUUUAUUGUGGAAAAUGAACCGAUAAAGAUUUUUCCCAGAAUAACAACACGCCAAAAAAUUCAUAGGAAUGAUAGAGGAGCAGGAAACUAUACCAGCUGGCAACUGAUUACUACGGAUGAUAAAGCUUUAAAUAAUAUGGUAGCUAUGCGUUCCACAGAAGUAGCUCUUUGGAUCGCCCUUCUAUUGAAGCAGCAAUCCAAGUGUAGUAUCGUAGCACCACAGUGGUUAACAACGAAAGAGCUCGAUAAAAAAAUACAGUACGAGAAAACUCAUCCUGAUAGGUUUAGUGAACUGCCGUGGAAUUGGCUUGUUUUGGCGCGUAUACUUUUCAGUAAAGCCAAGGAUGAUUUUCAUGAUCCCAUUCACGAAUUACGCGGUAAAAUACAAGAUUUAAGGGAAAUAAGGCAGGCUAAAGUGUUGAAAGGUCUUAAAUAUCUGAAUGAGUCUCAUUUACAAUUGGAUAAUCUGAGCCUUCUAGAAAUCAAUGAGCUGAGGCCGUUCAUUACUGAAAUCAUGGACAAACUUCGAGAAAUUCACUCCGCAUCUCUUACCGGUGGUGAAAACGAUGAAGAAUUCAAUACUUAG
Molecule: messenger RNA, 636 nt
Organism: Saccharomyces mikatae IFO 1815
Lineage: Eukaryota; Fungi; Ascomycota; Saccharomycetes; Saccharomycetales; Saccharomycetaceae
Gene: PSF2
Product: DNA replication protein PSF2
Exons: 1
Coding region: 1-636 (211 amino acids)
Biological process (GO): DNA replication; double-strand break repair via break-induced replication
Cellular component (GO): GINS complex; nucleus
Source: RefSeq, a predicted model, not a curated record